This is a messenger RNA of Cooperia oncophora, 642 nucleotides long. NCBI's taxonomy places the organism in Eukaryota, Metazoa, Nematoda, Chromadorea, Rhabditida, Trichostrongylidae. The record is from the annotation of a GenBank genome assembly.
AUGGAAAUCACUUUUUUACAGCCUGGCGUCAAACGCCAGCGUAUGGAUCAUCGUCUGUUGACAUCGUCGUUGAUGCUCAUUGAUCGUACGGCAAAUGAUGGUAAUGGCAAGAUGCCAUCGCUACGUACGUUGGUCUCACUGGCGAUGGUGAUCGACGAGCCGGAGAUUCUUGACGGAGAUCGCACGGAGAUGAGCUUUCGCGCUUGCGUGCCGGCCGAUGAAAUCGCGUGCGCCGAAAGUGAACGUCGUCUGCUGACAUGGGCUAUCGACUGGACAAGGCAGGUGGCGGAUAUGGAAGACGCCAUCAGCAACACUGACAAGAUCUCGUUGUUGCGUGCGUGCUGUGUACCGUUGACUCUACUGGAGCUCGGCAUACGGUCUAGUGUCAUCGCUGCUACGACUGGUACUGGUACACAAGUUACCAACACAGUCACAGCAGCCGCAGGACACAUCCUACCCCUGCCCAAUAACACGUAUCUGCUACCAAACGUGCAGCCACCAUCGAAUUGCUUUCUAACACCGAAUGCAAUUCAUGAGCUGCUCAAAUGGACAGAACGUCAUCUGAAACCGCUGCAAUUGUCACCAAAGGAGCUUGUGCUGCUCAAAGCGCUCGUGGUGCUCAACAUAGGUAAGUCAAUAUAA